This is a messenger RNA of Angiostrongylus costaricensis, 1071 nucleotides long. The record is from the annotation of a GenBank genome assembly. NCBI's taxonomy places the organism in Eukaryota, Metazoa, Nematoda, Chromadorea, Rhabditida, Metastrongylidae.
AUGAUGGGGGCAUCAGACGAUGAGCCGCGAUCAAUUCAGACAGACAGUCUGGCUGAAAUCGACAUUAGCGAAAUUCGUAAAUGCGGCGAGAAAGCUGACGCAAGGCAGUUCGAACUACUUAAAGUACUCGGUCAAGGUUCAUUCGGAAAAGUUUUUCUUGUGCGAAAAAUUCGCGGCCGUGAUACGGGACAGAUUUAUGCGAUGAAAGUAUUGAAGAAAGCUACAUUAAAAGUUCGUGACCGUCUACGCACGAAGAUGGAGCGCAAUAUUCUUGCACAUAUCUCUCAUCCAUUUAUCGUCAAACUUCAUUAUGCCUUUCAAACAGAAGGGAAAUUGUACUUGAUACUGGAUUUCUUGCGAGGAGGAGAUCUUUUCACAAGGUUAUCAAAAGAGGUGAUGUUCACAGAAGAAGAUGUGAAAUUUUAUCUAGCUGAAUUAACAUUGGCUCUAGAGCAUCUGCAUUCAUUGGGAAUCGUCUAUCGGGACUUGAAACCUGAAAAUAUCUUGCUGGAUGCUGACGGUCACAUUAAAGUCACCGAUUUUGGUCUUAGUAAGGAGUCGAUUGAUAGUGAAAAGAAGACGUACAGUUUUUGUGGGACCAUCGAAUAUAUGGCUCCUGAAGUUAUAAAUCGACGCGGACAUUCUUGUGCUGCUGAUUUUUGGUCGCUUGGAGUUCUAAUGUUUGAAAUGCUCACUGGACAUCUACCAUUUCAAGGUCGUGAUCGAAAGGAUACGAUGACACAAAUUUUAAAGGCAAAACUUACAAUGCCGCAUUUUUUGUCACCGGAUGCUCAAUCACUACUUCGAGCACUCUUCAAACGAAAUGCGGCUAAUCGACUCGGAGCCGGUCCAGAUGGCAGCAUGGAGAUCAAGCGUCAUUCCUUCUUUACAUCAGUCAAUUUCGAUCGAUUAUUACGAAAGGAAAUCUCACCACCGUUCAAACCAGCUGUGACCACAAUCGAUAGCACAUUGUACUUUGAUCCUGAGUUCACAAAACGUACACCGAAAGCUGUAAUCAAGACGUUGAAGCGAAGCACUUUCAAACCUCCAACUGCCAUGACUAGUCAGUAA